Messenger RNA from Echinops telfairi (small Madagascar hedgehog), 2838 nucleotides. RefSeq names its product solute carrier family 39 member 11 (gene SLC39A11). The transcript is spliced from 10 exons. The coding region runs from base 83 to 1102 and encodes 339 amino acids. NCBI's taxonomy places the organism in Eukaryota, Metazoa, Chordata, Mammalia, Afrosoricida, Tenrecidae. Gene Ontology annotation, cellular component: membrane. The record is from RefSeq and is a predicted model, not a curated record. Gene Ontology annotation, biological process: zinc ion transmembrane transport. Gene Ontology annotation, molecular function: zinc ion transmembrane transporter activity.
GUGACCGCCGAGCCGGCCGGGGCGCGCCGCGGGCUGAUGGCCGUGCGGACGGGGCUGCAGAAAGCACGCGACGGUAACCAGGAUGCUGCGAGGCCAGAGCGCGGUGCUCCAGGCCUUGCUGGGGACCUUCUUCACCUGGGGGAUGACAGCGGCUGGGGCGGCCCUGGUGUUCAUCUUCUCUAGUGGACAGAGGCGGAUCUUGGAUGGAAGUCUGGGCUUUGCUGCCGGGGUCAUGCUAGCAGCUUCCUAUUGGUCCCUGCUGGCCCCUGCGGUCGAGAUGGCCAUGUCCUCCGGAGGCUUUGGUGCCUUUGCAUUCCUGCCUGUCGCUGUCGGCUUCACCCUGGGAGCUGCUUUCGUCUACCUGGCUGACCUGCUGAUGCCUCACCUGGGUGCAGCGGAAGACCCCCAGACGGCCUUGGCCCUGAGCUUCGACCCCAAGCUGGUGAAGAAAUCGGACACCGAGGGCCCCUCGCUGCUCUUCCCCGAGAGAGAACUUUCCAUCCGGAUAGGUAGAGCUGGGCUUCUUCCAGACAAGAGUGAGAAUGGCGAGGCAUACCAGAGGAGGCGGGCGGGCGGCCUCUCAGAAGGCCCUGUGCCCGCCGGGCCCUCCCGAGGGAGCCCCGGGCAGCCCGCAGGCGGUAGCUGGAGGAGAAUCACGCUGCUCAUCCUGGCCAUCACCAUCCACAACGUGCCAGAGGGUCUUGCUGUUGGUGUUGGAUUUGGGGCCAUAGAGAAGACGGCGUCUGCCACCUUUGAGAGUGCCAGGAAUUUAGCCCUUGGCAUCGGGAUCCAGAACUUCCCAGAGGGGCUCGCAGUCAGCCUGCCUUUGCGUGGGGCUGGCUUCUCCACCUGGAGGGCCUUCUGGUACGGGCAGCUCAGUGGCAUGGUGGAGCCCCUGGCUGGCCUCUUCGGAGCCUUUGCAGUGGUGCUCGCAGAGCCCAUCCUGCCCUACGCCCUGGCCUUUGCCGCUGGCGCCAUGGUCUACGUGGUCAUGGACGACAUCAUCCCGGAAGCCCAGACUUGUGGGAAUGGGAAGCUGGCGUCCUGGGCCUCCAUCCUGGGCUUCGUGGUGAUGAUGUCCUUGGACGUCGGCCUGGGCUAGCCCUGCAGCAACACCUCAGACUCCAGGAGAGGCAGUGCUUGGAGCAGCAGCAGCGAUUGGCUCCCGUGGAACCACAGUCCUCUCUCGUCCCAUUAAAAUGCUCCUUUCUCGCCUCGUCAUCUUAUGAUCCUGACUGAUCCGGACGGUGACGUGGCCCCCUCAUGCUUUUCCGGUUUCAUUUGGGGUUUUCGGGGUCUCAUGGAAUAAUGGAUCUUCGUGUGGGCCACUGGGAUGGGUGGAAUUCUGCCCCUCGCCCCGCCCUCCAAAUCACAUCCGAGUCUCUGCCAGGGGCUGUCAUCCCGUUCGGGCCUGGGCUGCCUCUGCUCAUGGGAAGGAAGCAAGAGAUCAAACGGGGUGGGCUCAGAGGAGAGAUAGGGGGUGGUAGGUGCCAAGGCAGGUGGAGAGCUCGAGGGACCAUGAAGCUGGACUGAAGACACAAGGGCAUUUCUUCUGAACUGUGAGAAACAAAUCACCUGUCUGAUAAAACCUGCUGCCUCCAGUCGCAUGAGACACCUUAGAUAGCGACCCUUCUUCAGUGGGGUCCUCGGGGGCGCUAGGAUCCUGGGGAUCCCUGCUUUCCUACCUUCUGUCUCUCCAGCCAGACUCAACAGCGACUCCUUGGGGGCUUUCAGUGGGAGCAAGCUGCCAAGAGAGGUCUCUGAAGCUCUUCCUGCCCAAGGACACAGAGCAGGACUGGCAGGACGCCUCCUGUCUGUCCCUCCUGCUGAUCCUCGGUGCUUUAGACCGACUGGACCAUCAGGGAUGGAACAAAAGGCUUCCCAAGGCCCGGCCAAGCCAAGAAACCACAUACUCUCCACUGCUUGCCCAGCCCUCUGGGUCCCGACAAAGUGGGGUUCUCACUCUCGAAGCAGGGAUUGGUAUGACUGAGCUAAAGGGAAUUGGGACAAGUCGACACACAGCCAGGCUGUGGGUCAGAGCACCAACCUCAGCCCUCUUUGGGUGGGAACGGGGAUCGCACAGCAUCGUGGUCUGUGAAGGGUUCUGAAUCCCCCAGGCAUUUAUUUGAUCAAGGGUCUAACUGUCGCCUUCAUUUCUGUAAGCGGCUUGGGGACACCAGUCAACCACCCUGACGCAAGCCCUUCUUGCCACCAUGGCGGUAGCGACUUUUAACGGGAGACUUUGGGGUCUGCCUGGGUCUCCCCUCUGAGGAGGUAAUUUGUCACCUGACCUGGGAACAGGUAAGCUGCGGGAGGCCUUUGCAGGUGUUUGGCCCGAGCCCUCAGGAAGGGGUUAGGAGAGAGAGAGAUGAAUCCGUUUCCCUCUUUCAAAUACAUCGUAGCCGAGUCAGCAUCCUGAAAUAGCCAGAGAGAUCGAUGCGGAUGAGACCGCAAGCCAGCCUGCUCUCUGACACACUGGCUUUUGUCUGCUUUGAACACAGUGAAGGACUGAGAGGCCUGUAGCCCAGAGUUGGGUGUCUUGACGCUGCUUGUCCAACGCCUGCCCUCCAUGUUUACAUGCUCGGUGACGUCCAAGGAUGAGCCUCCUGCUCUGUACAUGCCCUCUGCCCUCUUGGAUCUGUGACUGUUCCUCCCAAGCAUUGACGAUCAACUUGGACCCCGCGGCCGGGGCUUUGGUGGCCCACGAGUCACUCGGUCUGGAGGGUGGUGUGUCUGCGUGUGUUUCCUUUUUAAUGUCUCUGUAGUUCUACAUAAUGCAAAUGGACAAGACCUCAUAACUGUGAUUAAUAUCAAUAAAGGAGCUAUUGUUCUUUGUGA